GCGUCUAGGUGAACAAGAAAAUGACCGAAGAAACACACCCGGACGAUGACAGCUAUAUUGUGCGUGUCAAGGCUGUGGUUAUGACCAGAGAUGACUCCAGCGGGGGAUGGUUCCCACAGGAAGGAGGCGGGAUCAGUCGAGUCGGGGUCUUUAAGGUCAUGCACCCUGAAGGCAAUGGACGCAGCGGCUUUCUCAUCCGUGGUGAACGACAGAAAGACAAACUGGUGGUAUUGGAAUGCUAUGUGAGAAAGGACUUGGUCUACACCAAAGCCAAUCCAACAUUUCAUCACUGGAAGGUCGAUAAUAAGAAGUGUGGGCUUACUUUCCAAAGCCAAAGCCCUGCCGAUGCUCGAGCCUUAGACAGGGGAGUGAGGAAAGCAAUUGAAGAUCUUACAGAAGGCUCAACGACAUCAUCGUCCACCAUCCAUAAUGAAGCUGAGCUUGGUGAUGAUGACGCUUUUACAACAGCUACAGACAGCUCUUCUAAUUCCUCUCAGAAGAGGGAACAACCUGCUCGGACAAGCUCCUCUCCCACAUACUGUGAGCAGUGGAGGAUUUACACCGUGGCCCACCUCCACGACCCGUACCUCACGGACCACUGUCACCUCGAAAAGCCCAUGCCAAGGCCCUACCGCCAGGUGAGCUUCCCGGACGACGACGAGGAGAUCGUGCGCAUCAACCCCAGGGAGAAGAUCUGGAUGACGGGUUAUGAGGGUCCCCGGCACGCGCCCGUGUGGGGCAAGUACCUCGACCCCUCGGAGGACGCUGACUCGCACGUGCGCUUCGCCAAGGGCGAGGUUCCCAAGCACGACUACAACUACCCCUACCUGGACUCCUCCGACUUUGGCCUCGGCGAGGACCCCAAAGACCGCGGGGGCAGCGUGAUCAAGACUCAGCCCUCCCGGGGCAAGUCCCGGCGACGGAAGGAGGACGGAGAGCGCUCGCGGUGCAUCCACUGCAGGGACAUGUUCAACCACGAGGAAAACCGGAGGGGCCACUGUCAGGACGCCCCCGACUCCAUGAGAACAUGCAUCCGUCGUGUGAGCUGUAUGUGCUGUACGGACAGCAUGCUCUAUCACUGUAUGUCGGACCCCGAGGGAGACUAUACAGACCUCUGCUCGUGCGAUACCAGCGACGAGAAGUUUGGCCUCCGGUGGAUGGCGCUGAUCGCCUUGUCUUUCUUGGCCCCCUGUAUGUGCUGUUACCUGCCGCUUCGGGCCUGCUACCACUGCGGCGUGAUGUGCAGGUGCUGUGGAGGGAAGCACAAAGCGGCCGUGUGA
Molecule: messenger RNA, 1280 nt
Organism: Choloepus didactylus (southern two-toed sloth)
Lineage: Eukaryota; Metazoa; Chordata; Mammalia; Pilosa; Megalonychidae
Product: sprouty-related, EVH1 domain-containing protein 2-like
Biological process (GO): negative regulation of MAPK cascade; multicellular organism development
Cellular component (GO): membrane
Molecular function (GO): protein kinase binding
Source: RefSeq, a predicted model, not a curated record